This is a messenger RNA of Naegleria fowleri, 1683 nucleotides long. RefSeq lists its product as uncharacterized. Lineage: Eukaryota; Heterolobosea; Eutetramitea; Acrasida; Naegleriidae. The coding region runs from base 1 to 1683 and encodes 560 amino acids. The transcript is spliced from 2 exons. Gene Ontology annotation, molecular function: protein binding. The record is from RefSeq and is a predicted model, not a curated record.
AUGUCAAGCGGAAUACAACCGAGACGUUUAUUCAAGUCCGUUUCAUCCUCAACAUCAUCCUCAUUAUGGAUAUCUCGGAAAGGUCCAUUCACAUCCUUAUGGUUAGCCUUGUUGUUGGGCAAGAUGAAUUCGAGCCAUCAUGAUACUUUGGAUCAUCAUCGGCUCUAUCAUGGAUCAUUCUUUAGAAAUCAAAACAAUCAGGAUCAACGCCAACAACAAAAUCAACAACAAUAUUAUUAUUAUUACCACCCUCAGCAUGCUGGUUAUUCACCAUCAACAGCAAUCAAUAAUAAUUUAAAAACAAAUCCCGAUCCGAACAUCACCACCAUGGGCUCGCAACAAAAUUCUCCCAUUGUCGUACAACAUCUCAUUCAAGAUAUUAAUUUGGAGCGCCGAAAACGUAGACGAUCCAACAGGAUUAUUUUCUUCUUGUUGAUCAUGUUGGGUGUUGUCUCUUUUGAAUAUUGGAAAUUAUAUGAAAAGUUUAAUCAGAGAUUCAAUUUUGAGGAUUUAAACAAGUUAUUCCGAAAAGAUCCAUCUCUAUUGCCAGAGGAACUUCCAUUUUGGAUUAGUCGUAUUCUUCCUAAAAAAUCAAAACCUACCGAUGAAGAAGAAGGUGAAGUCAAGAGUAAUGUUGAUCUCAAUUCAGAAGAAUUGAAAAAGUGGUUGCAAAUUGCAAAAAACUUGAAACAAGAACGUGAAUAUAAUGAUUGCAUUCGAAUUUUGGAAAAUAUUUUAUGGAAAUAUCCAACAUCUUUUGCAGCGAGAGAAUUGUACGCUCUUGUGUUAUUGGACAAAGGACUUUACCGAUCUGCAUUGAAGCAAUUCGAGAAUGCUGUCAUUUAUUCAGCUACUCCAACCUCAGAAGCUUCAUGCUACAACAAUAUGGGGGUGUGUCUUUCAAGACUGAAACAGCACAAGGAAGCAGUAGUUUGUUAUGACCAGGCCAUUCAAACAGCGCCUUUUGACGCUAAAAAUCGAGGACUGUACUUCUUCAACAGGGCCAUUUCACAUCAACACAACGGAGAUUAUCAGUUGGCAAUUCAAGACUAUUCUCGAUCGAUUCAAUGGGAGGAGGGACCAGAACAAAAUGCUAGCUCACUAUCAAAAAAGUACAAGCAACGCGCUACCUGCUACUUUUUACUCAAACAAUAUGAAAAAUCUGAACGGGAUUACACUCAAUGCAUUCACUAUGAAGAGCAAGACAAGAAUGUAAACAUUAACCACAAAGCGGAAACUUAUUAUUUGAGAGCCAAAGAUUAUAGAAAGCUCAAAAAUUACACAUCGGCCCUUGCAGAUCUCGAUCGAGCUAUUGAGCUCAAGAAAACAGAUCCUGCAUUAUUCCAUGCUCGAGCUGUCACCUACAGAAAACUAGGAAAUUAUGAAAAAGCUUUAGAAAAUCACAACAUGGCUCUCCAUUUAAAAUCAAAUUCAGCCAAGUACAAGGAUAGCAUGAAUAAGACGAAUCUCUUGUUGCAACAAGAACGUGCUGCACUGUCGCAACAACAACAACAACAACAACGAACUCCUCCAUCAACCUCUUCGGAAGAUCAUCAUAUGUCCAACAGCAGUACAGAUUCCACGUCGCCACCAUCGAAUAUUGUCGCAGGCAGUGGCAACACAACAAAUCUCACCAGUAAUAACAAUAAUACCAUUGUUCCAAGCGGUGAAGUGAAUAAAUAA